AUGGCACGUAUAAAUACCUUCGCCAAUGGAAUAUGGAGUUUAGUUAAAAUCGAAUUAAUCAAAGGCAUGAAGUUCCGUUUCCUGGCACUUUUCAUUUGUGUGUGUGCGUUUGCAUUCCUAGUGGGAGGAGCACCCACUAGGCUGCCUGAUGAGGACGAGGGUGGAGGUGGUGUAGAUGCUGGCAAUGAAAUUGCAGGCGCCGACAAAGGCGCAGAAGAACCACAAGACAGUGUUGAUGACGGUGUAACAAGCGAAAGUGAAACGGAAAAUGAAGCAGUAAAAGAAACUGCACCGGCGGAAACUGCAGCAGAAGCUGGUGAAGUAACUGCAGAAGAAUCAACAGGUGCAGACACACCAAGUGAAGAAACUCCUGCUGGUGAAGAUACCCCUAUAGCGGAGACUGGAGAAGAGGGUGCUGGUGAGGAACCAAAUGGUGAAGAAACCCCAGCAGAAGUGGCAAGUGAAGAAACUACUGACGAGAAAGGCGUAGAUGAAGAAACUCCUGCAGAAGAAACCAAUGAAGAGAAUGCUGCUGACGGAACUCUUUCAGAUAAAACCGCGGGUGAGGAAGCAGCUGGCGAAGAAAUUCCUGCUGGUGAGGAGCCCGCUGGUGAAGAAACUCCUGCAGAAGUGACUGAUGAGGAAAACGUUGGUGAGGAAGCCGCUGGUGAGAAAGGUGCUGCAGAAGAGGUUGGCGAAGAGGUUGGCGAAGAAAGCGGUGUUGAAGAAAUUGCUUCAGAAGAGACUGUUGGUGAGGAAACAAGUGAUAAAGAAACUCCUGCUGAAGAGACUGCUGGUGAGGAAGCAGCCGGUGAAGAAAUUCCAGCAGGCGAGAAGCUCGCUGGUGAAGAAACUACAGCAGAAGAGACUGGUGAAGAAGCCUCUGGAGCGGAAGUCGCUGGUGAAGAAACUCCUGCAGAAGAAACAGGUGAAGAAGGUGCUUCGGAAAAUACGCCUUCAGAAGAGACUGCGGAUGUGGAAGCAGCUGGCGAAGAAAUUCCUGCUGGUGAGGAGCUCGCUGGUGAAGAAACUCCUGCAGAAGUGACUGGUGAGGAAAACGUUGGUGAGGAAGUAGCUGGAGAAGAAGAAGCUUCUGAAGAAACUCCUGCAGAAGGGACUGCUGGUGAGGAAGCAGCUGGCGAAGAAAUUCCUGCUGGUGAAGAAACUCCUGGAGAAGAAGCAGGUACAGCUGAAGAAACUCCUGCAGAAGUGACUGGUGAUGAAAAUGUUGAUGAAGAAGCAGCUGGUGAAGAAGGUGCUGCUGAAGAAACUCCUGCUGAAGAGAGUGGUAAAGAAACUCCCGCAGAAGAGACUGGUGAAGAAGUCUCUGGUGAGGAAGUCGCUGGGGAAGAUACUCCUGCAGAAGAAACAGGUGAAGAAAGUGCUUCAGAAAAAACUCCUUCAGAGGAGACUGCUGGUGUGGAAGCAGCUGGCGAAGAAAUUCCUGCUGGUGAGGAGCUCGCUGGUGAAGAAACUCCUGCAGAAGUGACUGGUGAGGAAAACGUUGGUGAGGAAGUAGCUGGAGAAGAAGAAGCUUCUGAAGAAACUCCUGCAGAAGGGACUGCGGGUGAGGAAGCAGCUGGCGAAGAAAUUCCUGAUGGUAAGGAGCCCGCUGGUGAAGAACCUCCUGCAGAAGACACUGGUGAAGAAGCCUCGGGAGAGGAAGUCGCUGAAGAAGGAACUCCUGCAGAAGAAACAGGCGAAGAAGGCGCUUUUGAAGAAAUUCCUUUAGAAGAGACUGCUGGUGAGGAAGCUACUGGUGAAGAAACUCCUGCUGAAGAAGCAGCCGGCGAAGAAAUUCCUGCUGGCGAGGAGCCCGCUGGUGAAGAAACUCCUGCAGAAGUGACUGGUGAAGAAGCCUCUGGUGAGGAAGUCGCUAGAGAAGAAAUUCCUGCAGAAGAAACAGGCGAAGAAGGCGUUGUUGAAGAAAUUCCUUUAGAAGAGACUGCUGGUGAGGAAGCAACUGGUGAAGAAAUUCCUGCUGAAGGGACUGCUGGUGAGGAAGCAGCCGGCGAAGAUGAAACCUCUUCAGAAGAGACUGCGGGUGAGGAAGCAGCUGGCGAAGAAAUUUCUGUUAGUGAGGAACCCGCUGGAGAAGAAACUCCUGCAGAAGAGACUGGUCAAGAAGGUGCUUCUGAAGAAACUCCUGCAGAAAUGACUGGUGAGGAAGCAACUGGUGAAGAAGGUGCUGCUGAAGAAAUUCCUGCAGAAGAGACUGGUGAAGAAGUCUCUGGUGAGGAGCCCGCUGGAGAAGAAACUCCUGCAGAAGUGACUGGUGAGGAAAACGUUGAUGAGGAAGCAGCUGGAGAAGAAGAAGCUUCUGAAGAAACUCCUGCAGAAGAGACUGGUGAAGAAGUUUCUACUGAGAAGCCAACUGGUGAAGAACCUCCUGCAGAAGAGACUGGUGAAGAAGUCUCUAGUGAGGAGCCCGCUGGUGAAGAAACUCCUCCAGAAGAGACUGGUGAAGAAGCCUCUGAAGAGGAAGUCGCCGGAAAUGAAACUCCUGCAGAAGAAAUAGGUGAAGAAGUUGCUUCGGAAGAAACUCCUCCAGAAGAGACUGCGGGUGAGGAAUCAGCAGGCGAAGAAAUUCCUGCUGGUGAGCCCGCAGGUGAAGAAACUCCUGCAGAAGAAAUAGGUGAAGAAGAAGCAGGUGAAAAAGAUGCUUCGGAAGAAACUCCUCCAGAAGAGACUGCGGAUGAGGAAGAAACAGGUGAAGAAGGUGCUUCGGAAGAAACUCCUCCAGAAGAGACUGCGGGUGAGGAAGCAGUUGGCGAAGAAACUCCUGCUGGUGAGGACCCCGCUGGUGAAGAAAUUCCUGCAGAAGAGACUGGCGAAGAAGUCGCUGGUGAGGAAGUCGCUGGGGAAGAAACUCCUGCAGAAGAGACUGGUGAAGAAGUCUCUACUGAGGAGCCCGCUGGUGAAGAACCUCCUGCAGAAGAGACUGGUGAAGAAGUCUCUGGUGAAGAAGUCUCUGGUGAAGAAGUCGCUGUGGAAGAAACUCCUGCAGAGGAAACAGGUGAAGAAGGCGCUGGGGAAAAAAUUCCUUCGGAAGAGACUGCUAGUGAGGAAGUAACUGGAGAAGAAACUCCCGCUGAAGAGACUGCUGGUGAGGAAGCAGCCGGCGAAGAAAUUCCUGCUGGUGAAGAAACCCCUGCAGAAGAGACUGGUCAAAAAGGUGCUUCUGAAGAAACACCUGCAGAAAUGACUGGUGAGGAAGCAACUGGUGAAGAAGGUGCUGCUGAAGAAAUUCCUGCAGAAGAGACUGGUGAAGAAGCCUCUGGUGAGGAGCCCGCUGGAGAAGAAGUGACUGGUGAGGAAAACGUUGAUGAGGAAGCAGCUGGAGAAGAAGAAGCUUCUGAAGAAACUCUUGCAGAAGAGACUGGUGAAGAAGUCUCUGGUGAUGAGCCCGCUGGUGAAGAAACUCCUUCAGAAGAGACUGGUGAAGAAGCCUCUGGAGAGGAGCCCGCUGGUGAAGAACCUCCUGCAGAAGAGACUGGUGAAGAAGCCUCUGGAGAGGAGCCCGCUGGUGAAGAACCUCCUGCAGAUGAAACAGGCGAAGAAGGCGCUGUAGAAGAAAUUCCUUUAGAAGAGACUGCUGGUGAGGAAGCAACUGGUGAAGAAAUUCCUGCUGAAGAAACUGCGGGUGAGGAAACAGCCGGCGAAGAAAUUCCUGCUGGUGAAGAAACUCCUGCAGAAGAAGCAGAAGAGACUGGUGAAGAAGUCUCUGGUGAAGAAGGUGCUGUUGAAGAAAUUCCUGCAGAAGAGACUGGUGAAGAAGUCUCUGGUGAAGAAGCCUCUGGUGAGGAGCCCGCUGGAGAAGAAACUCCUGCAGAAGUGACUGGUGAGGAAAACGUUGAUGAGGAAGCAGCUGGAGAAGAAGCUUCUGAAGAACCUCCCGCAGAAGAGACUGGUGAAGAAGUCUCUAGUGAGGAGCCCGCUGGUGAAGAAACUCUUGCAGAAGAGACUGGUGAAGAAGUCUCUGGUGAGAAGCCCGCUGGUGAAGAAACUCCUUCAGAAGAGACUGGUGAAGAAGCCUCUGGAGAGGAGCCCGCUGGUGAAGAACCUCCUGCAGAAGAGACUGGUGAAGAAGUCUCUGGUGAGGAGCCCGCUGGUGAAGAAACUCCUUCAGAAGAGACUGGUGAAGAAGCCUCUGGAGAGGAAGUCGCUGGUGAAGAAACUAUUGCAGAAGAAACAGGUGAAGAAGGUACUGCGGAAGAAACUCCUUCAGAAGAGACUGCGGGUGAGGAAGCAGCUGGCGAAGAAAUUCCUGCUGGUGAGCCCGCUGGUGAAGAAACCCCUGCAGAAGAAGCAGGUGAAGAAGGUGCUUCGGAAGAAACUCCUCCGGCAGAGACUGCGGGUGAGGAAGCAGCUGGCGAAGAAAUUCCUGCUGGUGAAGAAACUCCUGCAGAAGAAUUAGGUGAAGAAGGUGCUUUGGAAGAAACUCCUCCAGAAGAGACUGCGGCUGAGGAAUCAGCUGGCGAAGAAAUUCCUGCUGGUGAAGAAACUCCUGCAGAAGAAGCAGGUGAAGAAGGUGCUUUGGAAGAACCCCCCUCAGAAGAGACUGCGGGUGAGGAAUCAGCUGGCGAAGAAAUUCCUGCUGGUGAGCCCGCUGGUGAAGAAACUUCUGCAGAAGAAGCAGGUGAAGAAGGUGCUUCGGAAGAAACUCCUCCAGAGGAAACUGCGGGUGAGGAAGCAGCUGGCGAAGAAAUUCCUGCUGGUGAGCCCGCUGGUGAAGAAACUCCUUCAGAAGAGACUGGUGAAGAAGUCUCUGGUGAGGAGCCCGCUGGAGAAGAAACUCCUGCAGAAGUGACUGUUGAGGAGAACGUUGAUGACGAAGCCUCUGGAGAGGAGCCCGCUGGUGAAGAAACUCCUUCAGAUGAGACUGGUGAAGAAGCCUCUGGUGAGGAGCCCGCUGGUGAAGAAACUCCUUCAGAAGAGACUGGUGAAGUAGCCUCUGGAGAGGAAGUCGCUGGGGAAGAAACUCCUGCAGAAGAAACAGGUGAAGAAGGUGCUGCGGAAGACACUCCUUCAGAAGAGACUGCGGGUGAGGAAGCAGCUGGCGAAGAAAUUCCUGCUGGUGAGCCCGCUGGUGAAGAAACUCCUGCAGAAGAAGCAGGUGACGAAGGUGCUUCGGAAGAAACUCCUCCAGAGGAGACUGCGGGUGAGGAAGCAGCUGGCGAAGAAAUUCCUGCUGGUGAGCCCGCUGGUGAAGAAAUUCCUGCAGAAGAAGCAGGUGAAGAAGGUGCUUCGGAAGAAACUCCUCCGGAAGAGACUGCGGGUGAGGAAGCAGCUGGCGAAGAAAGUCCUGCUGGUGAAGAAACUCCUCCAGAAGAAGCAGGUGAAGAAGGAGCUUUGGAAGAAACUCCUCCAGAAGAGACUGCGGGUGAUGAAGUAGCUGUCGAAGAAAUUCCUGCUGGUGAGCCCGCUGGUGAAGAAACUCCUGCAGAAGAAGCAGGUGAAGAAGGUGCUUCGGAAGAAACUACUCCAGAGGAGACUGCGGGUGAGGAAUCAGCUGGCGAACAAAUUCCUGCUGGUGAGCCCGCUGGUGAAGAAACUCCUGCAGAAGAAGCAGGUGAAGAAGGUGCUUCGGAAGAAACUCCUCCGGAAGAGACUGCGGGUGAGGAAGCAGCAGGCGAAGAAAUUCCUGCUGGUGAGUCCGCUGGUGAAGAAACUCCUUCAGAAGAGACUGGUGAAGAAGUCUCUGGUGAGGAGCCCGCUGGAGAAGAAACUCCUGCAGAAGUGACUGGUGAAGAAGUCUCUUGUGAGGAGCCCGCUGGUGAAGAAACUCCUUCAGAAGAGACUGGUGAAGAAGCCUCUGGAGAGGAAGUCGCUGGGGAAGAAACUCCUGCAGAAGAAACAGGUGAAGAAGGUGCUGCGGAUGACACUCCUUCAGAAGAGACUGCGGGUGAGGAAGCAGCUGGCGAAGAAAUUCCUGCUGGUGAAGAAACUCCUGCAGAAGAAUUAGGUGAAGAAGGUGCUUUGGAAGAAACUCCUCCAGAAGAGACUGCGGGUGAGGAAUCAGCUGGCGAAGAAAUUCCUGCUGGUGAGCCCGCUGGUGAAGAAACUCCUGCAGAAGCGACUGGUGAAGAAAUCUCUGGAGAGGAAGUCGCUGGGGAAGAAACUCCUGCAGAAGAAACAGGUGAAGAAGGUGCUGCGGAAGACACUCCUUCAGAAGAGACUGCGGGUGAGGAAGCAGCUGGCGAAGAAAUUCCUGCUGGUGAAGAAACUCCUGCAGAAGAAACAGGUGAAGAAGGUGCUGCGGAAGACACUCCUUCAGAAGAGACUGCGGGUGAGGAAUCAGAUGGCGAGGAAAUUCCAGCUGGUGAAGAAACUCCUGCAGAAGAAGCAGGUGAAGAAGGUGCUUUGGAAGAAACCCCCUCAGAAGAGACUGCGGGUGAGGAAUCAGCUGGCGAAGAAAUUCCUGCUGGUGAGCCCGCUGGUGAAGAAACUCCUGCAGAAGAAGCAGGUGAAGAAGGUGGUUCGGAAGAAACUCCUCCAGAGGAAACUGCGGGUGAGGAAGCAGCUGGCGAAGAAAUUCCUGCUGGUGAGCCCGCUGGUGAAGAAACUCCUUCAGAAGAGACUAGGGAAGAAGUCUCUGGUGAGGAGCCCGCUGGAGAAGAAACUCCUGCAGAAGUGACUGGUGAGGAGAACGUUGAUGAGGAAGCCUCAGGAGAGGAGCCCGCUGGUGAAGAAACUCCUUCAGAUGAGACUGGUGAAGAAGCCUCUGGUGAGGAGCCCGCUGGUGAAGAAACUCCUUCAGAAGAGACUGGUGAAGAAGCCUCUGGAGAGGAAGUCGCUGGGGAAGAAACUCCUGCAGAAGAAACAGGUGAAGAAGGUGCUGCGGAAGACACUCCUUCAGAAGAGACUGCGGGUGAGGAAGCAGCUGGCGAAGAAAUUCCUGCUGGUGAGCCCGCUGGUGAAGAAACUCCUGCAGAAGAAGCAGGUGAUGAAGGUGCUUCGGAAGAAACUCCUCCAGAGGAGACUGCGGGUGAGGAAGCAGCUGGCGAAGAAAGUCCUGCUGGUGAAGAAACUCCUCCAGAAGAAGCAGGUGAAGAAGGUGCUUCGGAAGAAACUCCUCCAGAAGAGACUGCGGGUGAGGAAGCAGCUGUCGAAGAAAUUCCUACUGGUGAGCCCGCUGGUGAUGAAACUCCUGCAGAAGAAGCAGGUGAAGAAGGUGCUUCGGAAGAAACUCCUCCAGAGGAGACUGCGGGUGAGGAAGCAGCUGGCGAAGAAAUUCCUGCUGGUGAGGCCGCUGGUGAAGAAACUCCUGCAGAAGAAGCAGGUGAAGAAGGUGCUUCGGAAGAAACUCCUCCGGAAGAGACUGCGGGUGAGGAAGCAGCAGGCGAAGAAAUUCCUGCUGGUCAGCCCGCUGGUGAAGAGACUCUUUCAGAAGAGACUGGUGAGGAGCCCGCUGGAGAAGAAACUCCUGCAGAAGUGACUGGUGAGGAAAACGUUGAUGAGGAAGCAGCUGGAGAAGAAGAAGCUUCUGAAGAAACUCCUGCAGAAGAGACUGGUGAAGAAGUAUCUGGUGAGGAUCCCGCUGGUGAAGAACCUCCUGCAGAAGAGACUGGUGAAGAAGUCUCUGGUGAGGAGCACGCUGGUGAAGAAACUCCUUCAGAAGAGACUGGUGAAGGAGCCUCUGGAGAGGAAGUCGCGGGGGAAGAAACUCCUGCAGAAGAAACAGGUGAAGAAGGUGCUGCGGAAGACACUCCUUCAGAAGAGACUGCGGGUGAGGAAUCAGCUGGCGAAGAAAUUCCUGCUGGUGAAGAAACUUCUGCAGAAGAAUUAGGUGAAGAAGGUGCUUUGGAAGAAACUCCUCCAGAAGAGACUGCGGGUGAGGAAUCAGCUGGCGAAGAAAUUCCUGCUGGUGAAGAAACUCCUGCAGAAGAAGCAGGUGAAGAAGGUGCUUUGGAAGAAACCCCCUCAGAAGAGACUGCGGGUGAGGAAUCAGCUGGCGAAGAAAUUCCUGCUGGUGAGCCCGCUGGUGAAGAAAGUCCUGCAGAAGAAGCAGGUGAAGAAGGUGCUUCGGAAGAAACUCCUCCAGAGGAAACUGCGGGUGAGGAAGCAGCUGGCGAAGAAAUUCCUGCUGGUGAGCCCGCUGGUGAAGAAACUCCUUCAGAAAAGACUGGUGAAGAAGUCUCUGGUGAGGAGCCCGCUGGAGAAGAAACUCCUGCAGAAGUGACUGGUGAGGAGAACGUUGAUGAGGAAGCCUCUGAAGAGGAGCCCGCUGGUGAAGAAACUCCUUCAGAAGAGACUGGUGAAGAAGCCUCUGGAGAGGAAGUCGCUGGGGAAGAAACUCCUGCAGAAGAAACAGGUGAAGAAGGUGCUGCGGAAGACACUCCUUCAGAAGAGACUGCGGGUGAGGAAGCAGCUGGCGAAGAAAUUCCUGCUGGUGAAGAAACUCCUGCAGAAGAAGCAGGUGAAGAAGGUGCUUCGGAAGAAACUCCUCCAGAGGAGACUGCGGGUGAGGAAGCAGCUGGCGAAGAAAUUCCUGCUGGUGAGCCCGCUGGUGAAGAAACUCCUGCAGAAGAAGCAGGUGAAGAAGGUGCUUUGGAAGAAACUCCUCCAGAAGAGACUGCGGGUGAGGAAGCAGCUGGCGAAGAAAUUCCUGCUGGUGAGCCCGCUGGUGAAGAAACUCCUGCAGAAGAAGCAGGUGAAGAAACUCCUGCAGAAGAAGCAGGUGAAGAAGGUGCUUCGGAAGAAACUCCUCCAGAAGAGACUGCGGGUGAGGAAGCAGCUGGCGAAGAAAUUCCUGCUGGUGAGCCCGCUGGUGAAGAAACUCCUGCAGAAGAAGCAGGUGAAGAAGGUGCUUCGGAAGAAACUCCUCCAGAAGAGACUGCGGGUGAGGAAGCAGCUGGCGAAGAAAUUCCUGCUGGUGAGCCCGCUGGUGAAGAAACUCCUGCAGAAGAAACAGGUGAAGAAGGUGCUUCGGAAGAAACUCCUCCAGAGGAAACUGCGGGUGAGGAAGCAGCUGGCGAAGAAAUUCAUGCUGGUGAGCCCGCUGGUGAAGAAACUUCUGCAGAAGAAGCAGGUGAAGAAGGUGCUUCGGAAGAAACUCCUCCAGAAGAGACUGGUGAAGAAGUCUCUGGUGAGGAGCCCGCUUGUGAAGGACCUCCUUCAGAAGAGACUGGUGAAGAAGCCUCUGGAGAGGAAGUAGCUGGGGAGGAAACUCCUGCAGAAGAAACAGGUGAAGAAGGUGCUUCGGAAGAAACUCCUCCAGAAGAGACUGCGGGUGAGGAAGCAGCUGGCGAAGAAAUUCCUGCUGGUGAGCCCGCUGGUGAAGAAACUCCUGCAGAAGAAGCAGGUGAAGAAGGUGCUUCGGAAGAAACUCCUCCAGAAGAGACUGCGGGUGAGGAAGCAGCUGGCGAAGAAAUUCCUGCUGGUGAGCCCGCUGGUGAAGAAACUCCUGCAGAUGAAACAGGUGAAGAAGGUGCUUCGGAAGAAACUCCUCCAGAAGAGACUGCGGGUGAGGAAGCAGCUGGCGAAGAAAUUCCUGCUGGUGAGCCCGCUGGUGAAGAAACUCCUGCAGAAGAAGCAGGUGAAGAAGGUGCUUCGGAAGAAACUCCUCCAGAAGAGACUGCGGGUGAGGUAGCAGCUGGCGAAGAAAUCCCUGCUGGUGAAGAAACUCCUGCUGAAGAAGCAGGUGAAGAAGGUGGUUCGGAAGAAACUCCUCCAGAAGAGACUGCGGGUGAGGAAGCAGCUGGCGAAGAAAUUCCUGAUGGUGAGCCCGCUGGUGAAGAAACUCCUGCAGAAGAAGCAGGUGAAGAAGGUGCUUCGGAAGAAACUCCUCCAGAGGAGACUGCGGAUGAGGAAGCAGCUGGCGAAGAAAUUCCUGCUGGUGAGCCCGCUGGUGAAGAAACUCCUGCAGAAGAAGCAGGUGAAGAAGGUGCUUCGGAAGAAACUCCUCCAGAGGAGACUGCGGGUGAGGAAGCAGCUGGCGAAGAAAUUCCUGCUGGUGAGCCCGCUGGUGAAGAAACUCCUGCAGAAGAAGCAGGUGAAGAAGGUGCUUCGGAAGAAACUCCUCCAGAGGAAACUGCGGGUGAGGAAGCAGCUGGCGAAGAAAUUCCUGCUGGUGAGCCCGCUAGUGAAGAACCUCCUGCAGAAGAGACUGGUGAAGAAGUCUCUGGUGAGGAGCCCGCUUGUGAAGAACAUCCUGCAGAAGAGACUAGUGAAGAAGCCUCUGGAGAGGAAGUCGCUGGGGAAGAAACUCCUGCAGAAGAGUUAGGUGAAGAAGGUGCUUCGGAAGAAACUCCUCCAGAAGAGACUGCGGGUGAGGAAGCAGCUGGCGAAGAAAUUCCUGCUGGUGAGCCCGCUGGUGAAGAAACUUCUGCAGAAGAAGCAGGUGAAGAAGGUGCUUCGGAAGAAACUCCUCCAGAAGAGACUGCGGGUGAGGAAGCAGCUGGCGAAGAAAUUCCUGCUGGUGAGCCCGCUGGUGAAGAAACUUCUGCAGAAGAAGCAGGUGGAGAAGGUGCUUCGGAAGAAACACCUCCAGAAGAGACUGCUGGUGAGGAAUCAGCUGGCGAAGAAAUUCCUGCUGAUGAGGAAACUCCUGCAGAAGAAGCAGGUGCUUCGGAAGAAACUCCUCCAGAAGAGACUGCGGGUGAGGAAGCAGCUGGCGAAGAAAUUCCAGCUGGUGAGCCCGCUGGUGAAGAAACUCCUGCAGAAGAAGCAGGUGAAGAAGGUGCUUCGGAAGAAACUUCUCCAGAAGAGACUGCGGGUGAGGAAGCAGCUUGCGAAGAAAUUCCUGCUGGUGAGCCCGCUGGUGAAGAAACUCCUGCAGAAGAAGCAGGUGAAGAAGGUGCUUCGGAAGAAACUCCUCCAGAGGAGACUGCGGGUGAGGAAGCAGCUGGCGAAGAAAUUCCUGCUGGUGAAGAAACUCCUGCAGAAGAAGCAGGUGGAGAAGGUGCUUUGGAAGAAACUCCUCCAGAAGAGACCGCGGGUGAGGAAGCAGCUGGUGAAGAAAAUGCUGCUGAAGAAACUCCUCCAGAAGAGACUGGUGAAGAAGUCUCUGGUGAGGAGCCCACUGGUGAAGAACCUCCUGCAGAAGAGACUGGUGAAGAAGCCACUGGAGAGGAAGUCGCCGCUGAAGAAACUCCUGCAGAAGAAACAGGUGGAGAAGGCGCGGUUGAAGAAACUCCUUCUGAGGAGACUGCUGGUGAGGAAUCAACUGGUGAAGAAACUCCUGCUGAAGAGACUGGAGGUGAGGAAAUAGCCGGCGAAGAAAUUCCUGCUGGUGAGGAGCCGGCUGGUGAAGAAACUCCUGCAGAAGAAGCUGGUGAAGAAGGAGCUAGCGAAGAAACUCCGGCUGAAGAAGCUGGAGAAGAAACUUCUACAGGUGAAGAGGGAACCGGUGAGGAUGAAACUGAAGAAGGGGAAGCCGUUGGAGAAGAAAUGGGCGAAGAAGGAGAAACCGGUGAAGACGAAACCAUUGAAGAGGGAACUGGUGAAGAGGAAACAGGCGAGGAAGGAACAGGUGAAGAAGAGACAGGCGAGGAAGGAGCAGGUGAAGAAGAAACAGGCGAGGAAGGAGCAGGUGAAGAGGAAACAGGCGAGGAAGGAACAGGUGAAGAAGAGACUGGCGAGGAAGGAGCAGGUGAUGAAGGGACAGGCGAGGAAGGAGCAGGUGAAGAGGAAACCGGCGAGGAAGGGACAGGUGAAGAAGAAACAGGCGAGGAAGGAGCAGGUGAAGAAGAGAUAGGCGAGGAAGGAGCAGGUGAAGAAGAGACAGGCGAGGAAGGAGCAGGAGAAGAAGAGACAGGCGAGGAAGGAGCAGGUGAAGAAGAGACAGGCGAGGAAGAAGUAGGUGAAGAUGAAACCGGUGAAGAAGCAGCAGGUGAAGAAGAGACAGGCGAGGAAGGAGUAGGUGAAGAAGAGACAGGCGAGGAAGGAUCAGGUGAAGAAGAGACAGGCGAGGAAGGAGCAGGGGAAGAAGAGACCGGCGAGGAAGGAACAGGUGAAGAAGAGAUCGGCGAAGAAGGUACAGGUGAUGAAGAGACCGGAGAGGAGGGAACAGGUGAAGAGGAAGGUGGCGAAGAAGAAAUUGGUAGUGAUGCUGAUUCAACAACUAAACCAAAACCAACAACUAAACCUAAAACAACAGCUAAACCUAAAACAACAGCUAAACCUAAAACAACAACUAAACCUAAAACAACAACUAAACCUAAAACAACAACUAAACCUAAAACAACAACCAAACCUAACACAACAACUAAACCUAAAACAACUACAAAACCUAUAGUCAAACCUGCAGCAACAACAGCCAAGCCUACCGCCAAACCGGCAGCAACAACAGCCAAGUCUACCGCCAAACCGGCAGCAACAACAGUUAAACCGGUAGCAACAACAGCAAAACCUGCAGCAACAACAGUAAAACCUGCUACAACCAACCCUGUAAAGCCACCCACAAUUACCAUAAUUAUUAAAAACCCGCCCAAAGCUACUACAGCCAAACCGAAAACAACGAGAAAACCUAAAAAAACGGCAAACUCUAAAACAACGGCCAAACCAAAAACUACGGCGAAACCCAAAACAUCAGCGAAACCCAAAACUACGGCCAAACCUAAAAAGGCAACAAACACUAAAACAACAGUGAAACCAAAAGCAACAGCGAAACCCAAAACAACAGCAAAACCCAAAACAACAGCAAAACCCAAAACAACGGCCAAACCUAAGACUACGGCGAAACCAAAGAAAACCGCCAAGCCCAAGACAACUGCAAAACACAAAACAACUGCAAAGCCUAAAGCACCCAAACCAACUCAACCCCCACAACAGGAUCAUAUCCUGCAACAGAUCAUCAACGCUGUCCAACAAAUCAUUUAUUAG
Messenger RNA from Stomoxys calcitrans (stable fly), 12825 nucleotides. Its product is annotated as microtubule-associated protein futsch-like. The record is from RefSeq and is a predicted model, not a curated record. The transcript is spliced from 2 exons. The coding region runs from base 1 to 12825 and encodes 4274 amino acids. Lineage: Eukaryota; Metazoa; Arthropoda; Insecta; Diptera; Muscidae.